GCGGAGGACCUCGAGUCGGCGGAGGACCUCGAGUCGGUGCAGACGCCAAUGACGAUCGUCGACCCCGAGAUGGGCGUGUGGCCAAAAGACGCGCCCGAUGCAGAGGAGCUCGUCGAGCUCACUUUCGAUGGCGCGCGCUGCGUCGCCGUCAACGGGAAGCGGCUCUCCCCGCUGGAGGUGAUCUCGCUCGCGAACACGAUCGGAGGACGCAACGGCCUCGGCAUCUCGCACGCGCUCGAGAACCGGAUCAUCGGCACCAAGUCGCGCGGCGCGGUCCUCGACAGACGGGCGGCGGCGCUCUUCGCGCACCUCUCCUCCCUCGUCUCGAACCAGAUCUACGACGGCCGCUGGUUCGACCCGGCGACG
This is a messenger RNA of Emiliania huxleyi CCMP1516, 366 nucleotides long. RefSeq lists its product as hypothetical. The annotation marks the transcript as partial. Gene Ontology annotation, cellular component: cytoplasm. The record is from RefSeq and is a predicted model, not a curated record. The transcript has 5 exons. Gene Ontology annotation, biological process: urea cycle; L-arginine biosynthetic process. NCBI's taxonomy places the organism in Eukaryota, Haptophyta, Isochrysidales, Noelaerhabdaceae. Gene Ontology annotation, molecular function: ATP binding; argininosuccinate synthase activity.